Ctenocephalides felis (cat flea) is the source of this 1087-nucleotide messenger RNA. RefSeq names its product serine/arginine repetitive matrix protein 1-like. The record is from RefSeq and is a predicted model, not a curated record. The transcript has 4 exons. Lineage: Eukaryota; Metazoa; Arthropoda; Insecta; Siphonaptera; Pulicidae. Bases 17 to 928 code for a protein of 303 amino acids.
CCUGUAACUAGAGGGGAUGAAUGGGCUGAUCCUUUGGAUGAGAUCUAAAAGCCCUGGUUCUCGAAGGCCUAAAGAAAGAACAUCGAGAAGAUCUUAUAGUUCUGGCUCUAGUUACUCAAGUAGCAGCAGUACAAGUAGCACAAAGUCACGUUCUCCAAGAUCACGGUCGCCUCGUGUUCGUGGUACACAUCAUUCAUCCACAAGUAGGCGACGUGCUCGUGUAUCACCCAGUGUUAUUGUUUCUGAACGCAGGGCUGCUUCUGAAAGGGCUUUAUUGAUGAAUCCCCCAGCACCCUCUCCACGGAAAAGGCCACAUAGUCCAGCAAUGAUGAGAAGACAUGCGCAGAAUCCACCAGCACCAAUUAGUGUAUCAAAAUCUAGCAGUAAUAGUAAAUCAUCGAAGAUAAACAGAGAACAAACAGAUGCUUUUGGUCGCGUACGAAGGGACAUUGAUAGAGUAUCUGAAAGAAGCCGCAGAGAUUCGUUAACAAGUUCCUCUAAGGGCUCUCAUAAAUCGCCAUAUAAGAGGGACUCACGAGAUUCGCGGAGGCGAGAUGGUCGUUCUGCUAGCUCCAAUUCUGGUUCUUCAGAUUCCAGUUCCAGUGACUCUGGAUCUAGUUACUCUAGUAGUUCAAGUUCACGUGAAAGAAGUCCUGUUACUAGUAGGAGAUUGGUGGAUAGUGCGAGACUUCAUGCAACUAUUGAUAGAUCCAAAGUGCGAGCUAGAACACCAGUUGACAGGAAACGUGAUGAAAGUCGUAAAGCUGUGGAAAGCGGAAGAAAAAGGCCUGCAAGUUCACCACCAAGUGAAGAUAAAUCUAACAAGUCUCCCAAUGGUCCGAAAAAGGCUUCCCGGAGGGAGGAAUUAUUGAAACAACUUAAGGCUGUAGAGGAUGCAAUCGCUAGGAAGAGAUCCAAGAAUGAUUAAUAUAGCGCUUAUGUUUCUUUUGAUAUUUGUUAGUUUGUAAUCCAUAAAAUCAUUGUGACAUUAUUUUGUAUAGUUCUCAAUAGGUUUAGUAUUUGUGGAUAGUUUCAAAAAAUACUUAAUGAAAUAUGUAUGCUUUGGAAAUUAUCAACCAAUUUUAUG